This is a messenger RNA of Emericellopsis atlantica, 1355 nucleotides long. RefSeq lists its product as uncharacterized. NCBI's taxonomy places the organism in Eukaryota, Fungi, Ascomycota, Sordariomycetes, Hypocreales, Bionectriaceae. The transcript has a single exon. The record is from RefSeq and is a predicted model, not a curated record. The coding region runs from base 107 to 970 and encodes 287 amino acids.
GCACACUUGAUGUGAAUCACUUAGUAUAAGACUCGUAUGCGACUCGAUCGAAAAUGAACGCCAAAAAGAAGAAGAAAAGCUUAAAUUCCUACUUGCAUUGCUCACAAUGGCGAGUGCCGACUGGAAGCCACUUUCAGCCUCUGUCUCCUUGUAUCAGCCAUAUGAUUCCAGUCCGCCGCCAACCUCACCAAGCCUCAUCGUCCUCUGCACCUGGUUUGCAGCACAAGAGUCGCACAUUGCCAAGUACACCAGUCCGUACAUUUCCUUGUACCCAUCGUCGCCGAUCCUCAUCAUCCGCUGUCCGGCGUCUCACCUCUACACGCCCGGUGCAGUAGCCCGGGAUCUGACGCCCGCAUCAACCUACUUGGAAUCUCACGCGGAGCAGUAUCCCAACAGGAAGAUUAUAUGCCAGAUCUUUUCCAAUGGAGGCACGGGCGUGUUCGCCUACUUGCACAAGAUGCUCCGGGUUCGAUUGCCGCCUAGAGUCCUCGUCCUCGAUUCGUGCCCUGGCUACUUCCAUUGGAUGAGAACGCACAAGGCCGUCAUGGCAUCGACGCCAGCCCUUCUCUCGCCUGUCGUCCAUUUUGCCAUAGGGGUGGAAGUUCUACUACACCGUCCUUGGGGCUAUGAAGCUCCCCAGAACGCGGCUACCAUGCUCCUGAAUUCACCAGAACUCACAGAUGGUGAACUGUGGAGGCUAUACCUCUACGGCACGGGUGAUGAGAUGGUGUCGUUUGAGGAUGUCGAGCGUCACGCGCUCGAGGCUGAGGUAGACAGGUACCUUGUUGUGAGGAAAGAAUGCUUUGAAGGAAGCAAACACGUCGCCCACGCAAGAGAGGAUGCGGACAGGUACUGGCGCUGCAUCAGGGAAGUCUGGACAGAUGCCCUAAAUGAGGACAGAGUAUCUGGCGCGGUUGCAGGGGCUGAGGUCGUAGACAAAUCUGGGAUCGGAGGCCUGGUGGCACCAUAGAGACAACAGAUUAGACGAAAAUCAUACUGUACACAUUAUUAAGCUGUCAAUUCUACGGAAGAGACAUGCUCCCAUGCCCAGCCCGCGCAUCGUAAGCAGUACCGUUGAUCGAUUCCAGACCAACCCCCCGGACCAUUCAUCCCAAAACGUAACGCAGCGGAUGAGCAAGAUGAGUUAUAAAUCAGAAUGUGAGAGAAUCACAACUGGACGGAAGGAGAACCCGAAUGGGCAGCACAUUACACGUCAAGGCUCGUCGAAAGAGUCCCAAAAUGCGCCGCCGCGCCACGCCAUUAGAAGCAGAUACCGAAGCCACCGAAAGAGAAGGCAGACCACAUGGGAGAAGGCUUCAGUGGUCGCCCUCGACAUGUGUGAAGACUGUACGUCA